Messenger RNA from Panthera uncia (snow leopard), 583 nucleotides. RefSeq names its product glutamate receptor ionotropic, kainate 4-like. Lineage: Eukaryota; Metazoa; Chordata; Mammalia; Carnivora; Felidae. Bases 257 to 490 code for a protein of 77 amino acids. The record is from RefSeq and is a predicted model, not a curated record. The transcript is spliced from 2 exons.
GGGAGCAUCCUUUUUACUUUAGAAGGGACUGUCGAAGCCCACAGAGGUUGAGACGCCUGCUCAGCACCGGCAGUAGGGCCGGACCCACGACCCCGCCUCCAGCCCCGGUCUUUGCUUGUCUCGCUUUUGCUCCAGUGUCUCCCCAGGCAGCACGGCGGACCCUCAGGGGCUUCAUCCUCUCUCCCCUCCAGGCCUUUUAAACCUGGAGAGGCUGCUGCGGCAAUUUCUUAUCUCCAAGGACACACUCUCCGUCCGGAUGCUGGAUGACACCCGGGACCCCACCCCGCUCCUCAAGGAGAUCCGGGACGACAAGACAGCCACCAUCAUCAUCCAUGCCAACGCCUCCAUGUCCCACACCAUCCUCCUGAAGGCAGCUGAACUCGGGAUGGUGUCGGCCUAUUACACAUACAUCUUCACUAAUCUGGUAAGACAUUUUCACAGCUCACCUCCUUGGCACAGAGUAUCAAUAAUUAGAGUCAGCGGGGUGUGAUGGAAUGAAGCCCAGGAGAUGGGGAAUGGGGGAAAUUAAAGCAGAGGAACAGAAGCCAACCAGAGAGGCAGGGCAUUCUAGAAACAUGGAAGU